Messenger RNA from Capsicum annuum, 1885 nucleotides. RefSeq names its product cytochrome P450 90D2. Gene Ontology annotation, biological process: sterol metabolic process; brassinosteroid biosynthetic process; multicellular organism development. Bases 88 to 1578 code for a protein of 496 amino acids. Gene Ontology annotation, molecular function: oxidoreductase activity, acting on paired donors, with incorporation or reduction of molecular oxygen, NAD(P)H as one donor, and incorporation of one atom of oxygen; iron ion binding; heme binding. The transcript has 8 exons. The record is from RefSeq and is a predicted model, not a curated record. NCBI's taxonomy places the organism in Eukaryota, Viridiplantae, Streptophyta, Magnoliopsida, Solanales, Solanaceae.
UUGUCUCAAACUCAAAACAUCUAAACAUCUAGCUAGCUACCAAACACAAAUUCUAUAUAUCAAAGAGAAGAAAAAAGAAAUUCCAAGAUGUAUAAUCUUUGGAUUAAUUUGUUAGCAACAGGAACUAUCUUCUUAGUAAUCAUCAUCAUCAUCAUUUUUCAUAAAAAAAAUUUCUUCAUCAACCAUAGAGUGAAAGGAUACAAAAGAAACAUGAAGAUUUCACUUCCUUUGGGAAAUCUUGGAUGGCCAUUCAUUGGAGAAACCUUAGAGUUCAUUUCUUGUGGUUACUCUCAUUCUCCUGAAUCCUUUAUGGACAAGCGGCGCAACAUGUAUGGAAAAGUGUUCAAGUCACAUAUAUUUGGAAGUCCAACAAUAAUUUCAACUGAUGCAGAAGUUAAUCGAAGUAUUCUUCAAAGUGAUGCAAAGACUUUUGUGCCCUCUUAUCCAAAAUCCCUAACUGAAUUAAUGGGAAAAUCUUCCAUUUUGCUAAUUAAUGGAAGUUUACAAAGGAGAAUCCAUGGUCUCAUUGGAGCUUUUUUCAAAUCUCCUCAUGUUAAAGUUCGAAUUACACAUGACAUGCAAAAAUAUGUUCAACAAUCUAUGGCUAAUUGGCAAGAAAAUUGCCCUGUCUACAUCCAACACCAAGCUAAAAAUAUUGCUUUCCAAGUACUAGUCAAAGCAUUGAUUGGCAUAGAUCCAGGUGACAAAUUGGAGCUUUUAAGGAUCCAAUUUCAAGAAUUCAUUGCUGGUCUUAUGUCUUUGCCAAUUAAUUUCCCUGGAACUACACUUUACCGCUCUUUAAAGGCAAAAAAGAGAAUGGUGAAGUUGAUACAAAGUAUUAUCCAAGAAAAGAGGGAGAAGAAUGUCAUGUCAACAGUAAAUGAGGAUGUAGUUGACGUUUUGAUAAAUAAUACAAGUGAAGAACUAACAGAUGAAUUAAUAUCUGAUAACAUGAUUGACUUGAUGAUACCUGGUGAAGAUUCAGUACCUGUUCUAAUAACUCUUGCUAUUAAAUACCUUUCAGAUUCUCCUGUUGCUCUCCAACAAUUGACGGAGGAGAACCUGACACUAAAGAGGCUGAAAGAGAAGCAAAGAGAAACACUAGUAUGGAGUGACUAUCUAUCAUUACCAUUUACACAAAAUGUGAUAUCAGAGACAUUAAGGCUUGGGAACAUAAUAAUAGGAGUAAUGAGGAAAGCAGUAAAAGAUGUGGAGAUAAAAGGAUAUUUGAUUCCAAAAGGAUGGUGUACUUUUGCUUAUUUUAGAUCAGUUCAUCUUGAUGAUAAUCUCUAUGACUUCCCUUAUCAGUUUAAUCCCUGGCGCUGGCAAAAUAAGGACAUAAAUAAUAGUUACUUCACUCCCUUUGGAGGUGGACAAAGGUUGUGCCCUGGGAUUGACCUUGCUAGGCUGGAAGCUUCUAUCUUCCUCCAUCACUUUACUACACAAUUCAGAUGGGUGGCUGAAGAGGAUUCAAUUAUCAAUUUUCCCACUGUAAGAAUGAAGAGGGGAAUGCCUAUUCACAUUAAAAGAAGAGAGAGCAGUAGCUCCAUCAUGCAACAACAUCAAUAUGUGCAUUAGAAAAAGACAGUCGACAGUCCAGUGCACUAAAACUGAACUAGAAAGAUUUAUUAUACGCUUCUUUACUUUACAUUAGAAGAAUAUAUAAUACAUAUGAAAGACAGUAGAAAAAAGCAGUUGUUGGUUAAUUUUGAAAUAUACUUGUAGAGGGAAAAUAUUUGAAGUUGAUGCAUUUUUCAUCUUCCAAUUGUAAAAAAAUUUGCUAUGUAUUUAGAUGACUUAACUUUUAGGAGGACCCAUUAAACAUUUUUACUUGUAUUCCACUUUGAUGUACAAGCAUAGUAAAAGAGAACUGAAGGUGAUUAAA